Molecule: messenger RNA, 2114 nt
Organism: Vigna angularis (adzuki bean)
Lineage: Eukaryota; Viridiplantae; Streptophyta; Magnoliopsida; Fabales; Fabaceae
Exons: 13
Coding region: 628-1992 (454 amino acids)
Biological process (GO): carbohydrate transport
Cellular component (GO): membrane
Molecular function (GO): symporter activity
Source: RefSeq, a predicted model, not a curated record
UCCGAUGAAGUGUGUUACACGUCAAGGUGGGGACAUUGUUGUCAUUUUAUAACUCCCAGUUCCCACCGAACAGCCACCGUUCUACCGCACACAACGUUCGAGCAAAGCGAAGGCUCCUGAACAAGACAAACUGUUAUUGAUUGAGAACAUGUUUUCUAUCGAUUUUACACACAUAACAUAUUAUUCCAGUUCUAUGGUGAAGAUAGGUUGUCUUGUGGAUAUCGUUAACUAGAUGACAUCUUCGUUUUUCAUUGGUUAUUCACAAAGUGUUUUGAAGUCGCCAUCUUGGGGUUCUUUCCUCUGUUUUAAUCAACUUGGCUUCCAUAUUCGGAUUCUUUGGUUUGUCAGACUGUGAAAAGGACGUGCUUUUCAUGAUGGGGUGCUUUUGCUAGCUUAGCAAAUUGUUUCUGUAUGUGAUCACAAAUCCUCUCGUGGAAUUGCUGCAUUUUUUCUUUGAAUGUUUUGAACUUUGUGUUCGAGAUUCUGGGUAUUAUUGAAAAAGUAUGGGAGAUGAAAUAAGUAAGCAACAUGAAGCGAGAGAAAAAUUGAAAAGGAUUGCAAGCUAAAGUGUUGCAUUUAUUCCUAGCAGGUUUAUAUUUGGUAAUAGCUCUGAUUAAGGGUCCUACAAUGGGUACUAUCAUUGAAGCAGAUGACACGUACACCAGGAUCUUGGGAAGAUGGCCUAUCUUUUAUUAUGGAAUGGGACACAUGCUCAAUGACAUAACUGCAGCUUGUUGGUUCACAUAUUUAUUAUUGUUCUUGACAGAUAUUGGACUUUCACCAAGGAAUGCAGCUGCUGUGAUGCUUUCAGGUCAAGUGGCUGAUGGAUUUGCCACCAUAUUUAUUGGAGAACUGAUAGAUAGAUUUGGACACUUCAAGAUAUGGCAUGGUGCCGGUUCUGUAUUGGUGGCUGUUUCAUUUUCUUCAGUUUUUGGGGUUUGUUUACCUUGUAAAAUUUUUAGUUCCUAUUCAUCUACUUUUGAAACUGUGAGUUAUAGCAUAUUUGCAGCAAUCUUCAACCUGGGCUGGGCUGCUACUCAGGUUUCACACAUGUCCAUGGUGACUUGCAUCACACUGAACUCGACAAGCAGAGUGGCACUGGCUAGCUGUCGCAAUGCUUUUACCAUGAUUGCCAACUUGAGUUUGUAUGCAGUUGCAUUGAUAGUAUUCAGUGUCAUUGAUGGAAAAACACAUACUGAUGUUCAAAAUCAGUAUCGUUGGAUUGCAUUUCUGUCUAUUUUUAUUGGAUGUUGCUUUGUGAGCGUAUUUCUUCUUGCAACCAAAGAGCCCAGGUUAAAGGUAGGUGUACAUGGAAAGGUUCAUGCAAGGAUUUCAUGGAAUUACUGGUUCAAGAGAAUUCUGUAUUACCAGGUUGCUCUAAUUUACGUGAUCACAAGAUUGGUUCUCAAUGUUUCUCAGGCAUACCUUGCUUUUUUUGUUAUCAAUGAUCUUCAAAUGGCCCAAUCAGCCAAAGCUUUGGUUCCUGCUCUCAUAUACAUCUGCAGCUUCGUUGUAUCUCUAGUGUUACAGGAGAUUUCAUGGACUGGGAGAAUGCUCAAGGCCUAUUACUCUGCUGGAUGCAUGCUUUGGAUUUUUUGUGGGGCAGUAAUCUUUCUUUUGAGUGCAAAUAUGAGUUAUGUGAUGUACAUAGUGUCAGUAGUUAUCGGCAUAGCAAAUGCUCUUAUGACGGUAACUGGAGUAAGCAUGCAGAAUUUUCUGAUUGGAGAGAACCUUAAUGGUUGUGCUUUUGUUGUUGGAUCAUUGAGCUUUUUGGACAAAAUUUCAUGUGGGAUUGCUUUAUAUGUUCUUCAGUCAAACCAAAAUAUCUCUUCACAGCUUGAGGGAACACAGUUUGCCUUUACAGUUACGAGGUAUGGUUUGGGUGUUGUUCCUGCAAUAUGUUCACUAAUUGGGGUAAUAGUAACUUACACAAUGGAUUUCCAGAAUCUCUCAAAUCCCUCGAAGUCGUUGAGAGCACCGCUAUUAGUCUAGUUUUCUCACUCAACAUAACCAUUAUCCUUUCUCGUACAUUCUACCAUACAGCAACCUUGUACCAGCAUAUAUUUUUUAUUUGAAAUAUCUUAUUUAUACCUAGGAAUUGCUGUUUCCAUUUC